Messenger RNA from Desarmillaria tabescens, 1416 nucleotides. RefSeq lists its product as uncharacterized. The record is from RefSeq and is a predicted model, not a curated record. The coding region runs from base 213 to 1208 and encodes 331 amino acids. NCBI's taxonomy places the organism in Eukaryota, Fungi, Basidiomycota, Agaricomycetes, Agaricales, Physalacriaceae. The transcript is spliced from 3 exons.
CUCUGCUCUCCUACAGUUAAUGCUAAUAGUAAUAACCUUGCGUGCAUGGGCCACGUGACUUUCACAUGACGACAUUGCCUAUGGUAGCAGGCUUUCUACCAUCGACCACCAACAUCUGUUCCGCGCAUCUCGCUCUGCUAGGCUCUCAAGGCAAGUGUACAUUUUCGUAGUGAAAGACAUAACCAGCCGUACUAAUUGGCCUGUUGUUCCAGAUGGCACCUCAUGAUAAUGCAUCCGCUGACAAGGAAAACACGGAAGCAGCUACAAGCCCCCACCCCUCGGUUGCUACGCAUGCAGCGCGCGCUAAAAAGGUCCAUGUUAUUUCCUCUGACUCUGAGGACAGUACGGUAGCAGAAAAUGGUCCUAGACGUGUCCGGCGCAAAGGAACCUCACCCAAGAAGAAAUCCAAGAAGAAGACGGUAGCGCCUCCAUCUGACUACGAGAAUGACGAACCCUCUCCAAAAAAGACGAAGCGCAAGGUAAAGGCUUCUGCCGCCUCGACAUCUGUGGAUCCUCCAGCGCCUCCCCCUUCCAAGAAUCCUCCGAAAGUGAUCACCAAGCCUGCAGCAGACUUGGCCACUAAGGCGAUGGCACAGCUUGCUAUCAAUCUUUCGAUUGACUCAGCGAGGAAGGAAUCAGAUCUACGGAAGCGUGCUGAGGCUGAACAGCAGACGGCCCAGUACCAGGCAGUCGCCCUGGAGAGAGCCGUUGUCUACGCUGAAAGGCGCCUCCAAGCGUUACAGAUAGCAAAAGAUUUGAACCUUGAUCCAAAGCUUGUCGGUCUUCCUGCCGACCCCCUCACUAUCUCUCCACCCAACGAUACGACCGGCAAGAAUUCAGCUCCCGCAGCAGUCAGUACAUCCCAUACUACUCCACCUGUUCGUCCUGCACCCACCUCCACUAUGCCAUCCGCUUAUUCUGGACCUAGCGGAAGUCUAUCGGCAUCUACUUCGUCAUCGAUAGGACCACAGACACCAGUAGUUGUUCCAACGUCAUACUCGGCAGGCUUCGGUACCUUUACGCCAGUCACACCAUUUGGAGCGCAAGGAGCAUUUGCCCCUUCUUUUUCGAAUAUUCCCUUCGCUGGAUUUCCAGCGACUCCGUUUGCUCAGUCAGCGUCUUUUGCUCAGCCGCAUCCCUUUGUGCAAGGACUUGCAGUUCCGAGUGCUCCCGUUCCAGGACCCGAAGUCACCAUGAGCGAUGGCUAGAUGCCCUAGCACUUGCACGUAUAGAAACUCGAUAGACAUCAUAACGCUUUUUUUCCCUUUGUAAUCCCAGCCAACGGACGUCGCACAGAUUCACUUGUAAUUAUAGCUUACAGACCUUUCCACCAUACAAUAUUGCAUGUAGACCCUGGCAUUCCAUACACCGAUGUAAAUUCAUACGCGAACAAUGUGUAUUACGAUGAUGACGAUA